Molecule: messenger RNA, 3746 nt
Organism: Morone saxatilis (striped sea-bass)
Lineage: Eukaryota; Metazoa; Chordata; Actinopteri; Moronidae
Gene: arrdc1b
Product: arrestin domain containing 1b
Exons: 8
Coding region: 55-1377 (440 amino acids)
Biological process (GO): protein transport
Cellular component (GO): cytoplasm
Molecular function (GO): ubiquitin-like ligase-substrate adaptor activity; ubiquitin protein ligase binding
Source: RefSeq, a predicted model, not a curated record
GUCUCCUCCUCUCUGCUUUCAAGACGCAGAGCGGCGGAGUAGCGGAGCGGAGCCAUGGGAAAGCUUCAAGAAUUUGAUAUUACUUUCACCAACAACAAGGUGGUUUACGGCCCGGGAGAGUCCAUAAGCGGAACUGUGAAAAUACGAACCGGCAACUCGCUGCAGUACAAAGCCAUCAAGGUGAACUGUCAGGGCUCAUGUGGUAUCUCCAACAAAGUGAACGACAGCUCGUGGACUCUGGAGGAGCAGUACUUCAACAGCACAUUGUCUGUUGCUGACAAAGGAACUCUGGUGCCGGGCGAACACAGUUUCCCUUUUCAGUUUCUCAUUCCAGUUGCUGCCCCUACAUCCUUUGAGGGACCAUUUGGAAAGAUUAUUUACCGUGUGAGAGCGGCCAUCGACACGCCUCGCUUCUCUAAGGACUACAAAGCCCACAGGCCCUUCUACCUACUCAACCUGCUCAACCUCAAUGAGGUGCCGGACAUUGAACAUCCGAGUCACGCUGUGACCACUAAGAAGUUCAGCUACCUCCUGGUGAAGACGGGGACCCUGAUGUUGAAAGCUCGCAGUGACAUGAGGGGUUACAUCCCUGGUCAGGUCAUCAAGUUGGCCACUGAGAUCCACAACAAGUCUGGGAAGGACACGGGAUGUGUACUGGCCAGUCUCAUACAGAAAGUGACCUAUAAGACCAAGCGGCCUAUGUUUGACCUGCGCACCAUCGCAGAAGUGGAGGGAGCCGGAGUGAAAGCAGGAAAACACGCAGAGUGGAAAGAGCAGAUCAUCGUCCCUCCUCUUCCUCAGUCAGCGCUGGCCGGCUGCAGCCUCAUAGACAUUGACUAUUUCAUUCAGGUCUCACUAAGAUCUCCAGAGGCAGUCGUCACUCUGCCCAUCUACAUUGGGAACAUUGCUGUGAACUUGUCUCCGUCGAGACCAAUGCCCUCCACUCCAAUCCACUGCGGCGCGACCAUCGCACCCAGCGCAGCAGGCGUGACACCCAGCGCCCCGCCAGUGGAGGAGGAGCCAGAUGAGGGGCUGUGUGCAGGAGGCAUGGUCAGUGAGGAGAUUCCUACCAAGAGUCACUCUCAGCAGGAUCCCUCAGGUCAGCCAGUCACCAUGUCCCCCAGCGCCUUUAGCCACGCUCCCGGCGCAGCCCUCCCUCCGGGCCACAGACGGCCCAACGCGUCCGCUCCCCUGUUCUGUGUGUCCACCGGGGCCACCAUACCUUUCUUCACUGAGGGAAACGUGACUCCUGUCCCUACUUCCUGUUCUCUCAUCCUCCCCCCAGAAUACAGCAGCUGGGACUACCCUCACGAGCCCCCACCCACUUAUGAGGAAAGCUGCAGUAGCGCCAACUCCAGUUUCAACAGUAGACAGUAGAGAAGAAACAGGCGUAGGCAUCAUGGCCCCGCCCACCCACACCUGUCUGCACUCGCCUCUUGACAGAAAAUCAGGACACAGACACUGGGUUAAAAAGGAUAGACUACGGAUCCACCCUUGAACACCCCAAAGAUUGUUUCUUUGUCCUCUAAUGAGUAAAAAAAGGGAUCAUAUCUUAUAUUGAAUAUAAGUUUUAAUUUCACCUCAUGUCCCAGCAGGUAGUGUCAGACAGAACGGGUGAACAUCACUGUGCCUAAAAGAAGUAUUUUGGAUCAGCAUACAGGAUUUAGAAUAUUUAGUGAUUGGACAUGUUUCUGUCACGGGGCAGGGUAAAAUCACGGUUUGUCAGUGAAUUUUUGCAUCUGUGAUGCCUUGAGAAUAAUUUCGGCCUACUGAAGGCAUGUGUUUGACAAGAUCAAACGUUGGCCUUUUUCACAGUCUUGUUCCAAUUGUGCACUUGUUAUUUUGGUCCACUGGUGUCUGUUUGUGUCUCAGUUGUCCCCAUCAUCAACAGGACAGAGCUGUCUUCAUGCUGGAUAUUGAAAGGAGACCUUGUUGCCAGUGGUUGUGGCUUGUCUGUAAAACUAUUUAAAACCCCUGUGUGUAGGAUUUUUCUUACUCAACUAAUCCAGUCAAAAAUCUGUGAAUUUUUAAACAUAGUUUUUGUUGACAUCAAUCAACCAUUUGGAAUAUUUACAUUUUCAUGUUUAAAAAUUUGUUUCCAAACAUGAUCCUUUAUGUUGAGAAAAUGACACACAGAACUGCUCUGUUUAUUGGAAGUGAUAAGUGAUCAUCUCUGAACCCCCGCCCUGUGUUAUAUAACUGAGAGGUUUUGCUUUGACAUCAGUUUUGUAUUCAGAGGACAAUGUAUCUGCAGAUGAAACUCAUUUUUCCUGCAGCUGGAUAUAAGGACUGCAGCACUGAUGCAGUCUUCCUCUGCCCUCCUGUGGUCAUCGCUGGUACAAGCAUUACCUCAACUUGUCUUGAAACUGGAGCUUAACAUAGUCAGCCCUGCAAAGUGAAACACUUCACUGAGUCCCUACUUGUGUGUGUUGAUCACAGCUUAGUGAGCAUACUCUGAAAUUUCAGUCUGUGCAGAUGAUAAACAUACAUGUGCACAACUCAGCACUUUUUACAGUUUGAGUGCGUCGGUUUCUGGGGGCACUCUGUGUGUGUGUGUGUGUGUGUGUGCUUGAGAGAGAGAGAGAAAUAGAGCACAUUUGAACAAGAUCAUAAGUUCCCCUUAGGUCUAUUUUCACUCCAACUUUGUUUAUGAUUCAGCAUUUGUGUUAAGUUGUCUAUUAGAGACUUUUUUCUUUCCCUGUGUAGGGUUGGGUGGUAAUUCAACAUUAUUAAGUUUCAGGGUAAUCAUAUCGUGAUCUGAUCUUCUUACGUUAACAUUCCCCAAAUUUCUCUUGUCCAAAUUAAUUAAUGUGAGCAAGUUGUAACAAAAUGUGUUACUACACAUAUAAAAAGUUUGAUCUCUUGGAACACAGUUAAUCUUAUAUCUGAUUUUGCAUAUUUCACUGACAAUCUUAAGCACAACUGCUGUAUUGAAAGUUUUUCUAACUAUUGAUGUUUGUCUUAUUUUAUACAUGUUUCAAUACAAUCUCAAUAGUCCAUUCUGUGAAUUUAGAACAGUGCUGGCUCCUGACUGCAGAUCAUAUUGCCACUUGUUAUUUUAUUUUUUAUUUUUUAUUUAACUCUUAAAUUAUUUUGUGAGACACACCAGCUCUAAAAUUUCCACAGACAAACUGCUUUUACUGUUAAAACCUGACAGUCACCCAAACUAUGGUGUUCUGGCUCUACAUUAUUGUGAAUGCAUGCCUUAAACAAUCUGGACUCCAGCCACCCCUUCCAGAAGCUUCUUCUCUGUCAGGGUGGACAUCAGGAUAUGCUCGUGCAACUCUUCCUGCUUUGUCUCCUGUGGACUGUGCUAAGUGCACUUGAUGUAUACAAAUGUAGCUUUUAAAAAAACAGCGAGGACACUGGACUUUAGACCUGUUUUUAUUCUUAUUUUAGAAAAUAUGUGCAAUUCCUCUCAUCUCCAAGAACGCUGCAGCAGCUGCAGCUCCGUGAAGUCACUUCAUGUUGCCUUUAUCAAUCCCAAUUUGUUGAUUUGAUUUCUUCACCACCAAAAGGUACUAUAGCUUUAUGAAGCCCCACUUGUUCUGUGUUUUUUUUUCAUUCUUUCCCCCUCACAUAUUGAUGAGUGGUGUCUGGUUUUGUAUUUUUCUACUUGUAAACUGUUUACAGGUGCAGUAUGCAGAUACUAAUCGUAGCACCUCAAUCAGUAAGUGUAAUAUUUCAACUUGCAGUGCAGAAUCAAAGUUGUACUGUACAGUAUAACAAUAAAAUUAUAUGACGUG